AUGUCUACCCCUCAAUUCUGGUCGACUCCCCUCCGCUACUUCCGCUGGGCCGCUCACGAGAAGCCUGCUAUCUUCUUCUCCCUGAUUAUUGGUUCCAUGGGCCCCGUCGCUCUGGUUAGCCUUCCCCCAAUCCGUCGGGCCCUCGGCGACGUUGACCCUGAGCCUAUUCCCCUCUCAUAUCCCGUCCCGAAGGGUCCGCGAACAAUCCCCAAGGGCUUUGAAGACGAGUAA
Molecule: messenger RNA, 231 nt
Organism: Penicillium angulare
Lineage: Eukaryota; Fungi; Ascomycota; Eurotiomycetes; Eurotiales; Aspergillaceae
Product: NADH:ubiquinone oxidoreductase subunit NDUFA3
Exons: 2
Coding region: 1-231 (76 amino acids)
Source: RefSeq, a predicted model, not a curated record